Molecule: messenger RNA, 1599 nt
Organism: [Torrubiella] hemipterigena
Lineage: Eukaryota; Fungi; Ascomycota; Sordariomycetes; Hypocreales; Clavicipitaceae
Source: the annotation of a GenBank genome assembly
AUGUCGUCUGCUGCGGCUACAGACCCGACAACCUCGGCCACUCCUGGGCCCAAGAAGAAGAACAAUAAGAAGAAGAAGAACGCCAACAAGAACAAGGACGUUGCAUCCAAGGAUGACAAUGAAAACGAUGACGAAGUCCCCGAGUCUCCCACAGAAGAUACCCCUGGCAAUGACAACGACGCCAAAGCGACAAGCAAUGGCCAUGUAGAAACCUCAACAGAAAAUGGGCACGCUGUCCAACCUGCCGAAUCCGAAGCAAGCCCCGACACCGCUGCCAAACUCGAAGCCAUGAGCAAGGACCGCGAGGCUCUGCGCGCCGAGGUGGAGGAGCUGCGCAAGCAACUCGAGAGCUUACAGGAGACGCACGCGGCCGAGGUGACGAAGCUCCAGGACGACCUCGAGGAGAGCAACACUGCCAAGGAAACGGCCGAAGAACAAUACCAGACGCUACUUGAGCGUGUGGAAAAGAUCAAGGAGACGCUGAGCGACCGCCUGAAGCGCGACAAAGCCGAGUUGGAAGAGGCCAACAAGCGUAUCGAAGAGCUCGAGACGCAAAACGAACAACUACAGACCACCGGCGCCGGCAACAGCAAGUUGCAAGAAGAGCUGCAAGAUGCCCAGCGCGAGCUGACCACACUGCGCAGCCGCAGCAACCUGUCGACAGAAAACUGGAACAAGGAAAAGACGGAGCUCACCAAGACGGUGCAGCGCCUCAAGGAGGAGAUGGAGGCCACGGCCAACGCCAUGGGCGAGUGGGAAGUGCUUGCCAUGGAGGAGCGGUCUAUCAAGGAGAACUUGUCGGAAAAGGUGACGGACCUCGAGGAGCAAAUCACAUCAUUAAAGCAGGGCUACGAGAGCGCUGCAGCAGAGCGCGACAGUCAGACUACGCUUAUUGAUAAUCUACAAAACGCCCUACGCGAGAUCCAGGAGGCACGCAAGAAGGAACUGCGCGACAUGGUGGAAUCGACAGAGGCCCAGCUGCAAGCACACAAAAAGGCUGUGGCAGAUGCCGAAUCGCGGUCGUCCGAGGCCGAAGCUGCUCGCGAAGAGCUGGCCAAGGAAGUCGAGCGAACAGCGCCGUUUGAAAAGGAAGUCAAGGAGAAGAACCUGCAUAUUGGCAAGUUGCGGCACGAGGCCAUUAUAUUAAACGACCACCUUACCAAGGCGCUGAGGUUCCUGAAGAAGUCCAAGCCCGAAGAAAACGUUGACCGACAAGUCGUAACGAACCAUUUACUACACUUCCUCACGCUGGACCGCAGCGACGCCAAGCGCUUCCAAGUACUGCAAGUCAUGGCCGGCUACCUCAACUGGACCGACGAGCAGCGCGAGCAAGCCGGUCUAUCACGGCCAGGUCUUUCUGGAUCGUUGCGUCUGCCAUCAUCGCCGUUCCAUCGCACACCUAGCUCGCCGUCACUAAGUGCCGACUUGUUCACGGACCCAGGGCCCACGGCCAAGGACAAGGAGACGCUGUCGGAGCUUUGGGCAGGUUUCCUGGAGCGCAGUGCGCAAGAGGGCAACCCGAUUGAGACGGGCACGGCCGGUGAUAGAAAGCUGAGUGUCGCUAGUCCGACGACAGAGCGGCCGCAAAGUAGAGCAUAA